Molecule: messenger RNA, 456 nt
Organism: Amaranthus tricolor (Joseph's coat)
Lineage: Eukaryota; Viridiplantae; Streptophyta; Magnoliopsida; Caryophyllales; Amaranthaceae
Exons: 1
Coding region: 1-456 (151 amino acids)
Source: RefSeq, a predicted model, not a curated record
AUGGGCGAAUUGAAAUCAUCUCAUUCCUUCCACCCGGCUCUUGCUGUUUCCAACAUCAAGACCCAUGUUCCAAUCACCCUUGAGAUGGAGAACGUUCAAUAUACAAAUUGGGCAGAAUUGUUCAAGGUUCAUUGUAGGUCUCAUAGAGUUCUUCAUCAUAUUAUCCCACCCAAAAACCCGGAUGGGACAGAGAAAGAGCCGGUGCCUCUCAAUGAUGAUGAACAAGAUAUGUGGGAUACCCUUGAUGCGGCUGUAGUUCUGUGGAUUUAUUCCACAAUCUCCACGGACCUGCUCAACACCGUCAUUGAAGCUGAUGUUUCGACAAUGACCUUAUGGAACCGGCUUCGUGAUUUGUUUCAAGACAAUGAAAAUUCUCGUCCCCUUCUUAUUGCAUCAUCCACCAUAUAUAUACAAUCAAUAAUCUCUAUUAAUUUAGGCUAUAAUCUAUGCUAUUAA